This is a messenger RNA of Musca domestica (house fly), 1945 nucleotides long. Its product is annotated as esterase B1. NCBI's taxonomy places the organism in Eukaryota, Metazoa, Arthropoda, Insecta, Diptera, Muscidae. Bases 206 to 1921 code for a protein of 571 amino acids. The record is from RefSeq and is a predicted model, not a curated record. The transcript is spliced from 4 exons.
UUUCUGACGGAACUAGACAUCUUCGUAGCUUCAAAUUUCAAGGGCAGCUACAUUUGGGGCCACAACACAACAAACAAACACAAGAUGUAGCCGUUAAAUCGGUCGGAUCGAUUUAGAAUACUUCUAAAUAUUUCAGUCGAUUAGCGGUUAUUAGACGUGUUUGUGUUGUUUCUCGUUCUGUCGCUCGCACGCUCACUCGCUUGCAAUGGAAUUGAAUUUGGGAAUUAUACAAAAAUUAAAACUUCUUGGAAAAUUUCUAAGGCAUCAAUUCGAACAAUACCAACUGCGCACAAAUGAAUAUGAAGUAGUUCAAACCUCAUGCGGCCAAAUUAGAGGAUGUAAAUUUAACAAUGUCUAUCGUGAAUAUGGCCAGUAUUAUUCAUUUGAGGGCAUACCGUUCGCCAAACCCCCCUUGGGAGAAUUGAGAUUUCGUGCACCGCAACCCGCAGAGCCCUGGCAGGGUGUUCUCGAUUGUACCAAGUGUAGAUCGAAACCGUUGCAAUACGAUUAUGUAACAAAACGCGUCGAGGGAUCCGAGGAUUGUUUGUAUUUGAAUGUCUACACGAAAAAGCUGAAGAACGAAAAACCCCUACCGGUCAUGGUUUGGUUUUAUGGUGGUGGAUUUCAUUUCGGCGAAGCUUCCAGGACCUACUACUGUCCCGAUUACCUUAUGCAAAAGGAUGUGAUUCUUAUUACCUUCAACUAUAGAUUGGGUAUUUUCGGAUUUCUAAGUCUGGAUGACCCAGAUCUCAAUAUACCCGGAAAUGCUGGUAUCAAAGAUCAGGUCAUGGCUCUUAAAUGGAUCAAGGAAAACAUUCACAAUUUCAACGGAGAUCCCAAUAAUAUAACUCUUUUUGGUCAAAGUGCUGGAGCAUCAUCGGUUCAUCUCUUAACUCUCACCGAACAAACAAAGGGGCUGUUCCACAAAGUCAUACUACAUUCCGGUUCCGUGUAUUGUCCAUGGGCCUACACCGAGAACCGUAACUUGGCUUACAAAAAUGCCAUUCAUCUUGGCUAUCAGGGCAUCAAAAAUGAUAAGAAAAUCUUGGAAUUCUUUAAAAAUAAAAAUCCCAAAGAUUUGGUGGUGCCCGAUUUGAAUGUCUUAACCAAAGAGGAUUUAUUCAAUGGAGAGACACUUAACUAUAUGCCUGUGGUGGAACCCUAUGUCACAGCGGAUUGUAUUGCCAGCAAACCUCACGAAGAACUCGUUGAGAAUUCCUGGGGCAAUGAAAUACCCUUUAUUGUGGGCACCACCACAUUUGAGGGUUUGCUCUACACCAGUUUGGUUAAGAAAUAUCCUUUCCUCAUUGAUGACAUCACGGAUUUUGUAAAUCUGCUGCCCCAGAAAAUCAAAUCUACCCACAGCCAUGAGAAGCUAAAAGAAAUGGGUUUGAAAUUGAAAGAAAUUUAUUUCGAUGGCCAGCAACCGAAUUCAAAGGACAAUUUUAAUCAAUUUCUGACUCUGCUCAGUCACAAGGGUUUCUUGCACGACACCCUCAGGACAAUAAGAGAUCGCCGACGCUAUGCCAAGAAUACAGCCACCUAUUUGUUUAGCUUUAAUUUUGAUUCGGAAUUCUUUAAUCAUUUUCGCAUAAAUUGUUGUGGACCCACUGUGCGUGGUGUCUGCCAUGCCGAUGAUUUGGCCUACUUUUUCUAUGGUGCGGUACCCGACAAACUCGACAAGAACUGCAAGGAAUAUCAGUGUCUGGAGCAAAUGAUUGGGAUGUGGUGUAGCUUUGCGCUGACAUCAAAUCCCAACUGUGAUGAAAUUAAAUCGGUGAAAUGGCAGCCAUUGGAAGAUUUCGUCGGCGCUCCGAAAUGCUUGAUUGUGGAUAAGGAAUUGCAGUAUGCGGAAUUACCGGAAUAUGAUAAAGUUAGAAUUUGGGAUAAAUUUUAUGAAGAAAAUACCGAUUUGAAAUAAAAGCAAAAUUUAAAAAAAUUGAAA